Messenger RNA from Cydia splendana, 1163 nucleotides. RefSeq lists its product as uncharacterized. Bases 29 to 871 code for a protein of 280 amino acids. The transcript is spliced from 6 exons. NCBI's taxonomy places the organism in Eukaryota, Metazoa, Arthropoda, Insecta, Lepidoptera, Tortricidae. The record is from RefSeq and is a predicted model, not a curated record.
AAUUUCCAAAACUAAAUUCUAGUAAAAAAUGAAUAGCCUAAAUCUUCUAAGAACUGCUAUCCUCAAGCCGUCUUUGAAGUGUAUUCCUACCACCAAUUUGGUUACCAAAAGGUUCAGAAAACCUUCAGUAUGUGCAUACUUGGACUAUCCUGAUAGGAGACCGUGUUUCAACAUCUGCAACACGAAGGUAAUGCGCGGAGAUCAAUCGACAGGACCCCUCAUCACCCACUUCCUAUACGAACACUACUGGUCCCGGGAACCUAGCGUCUGUUCCUUGUGGAUGCACCUGGAUAAUGACUACAUUAGGGUCAUGACCGACAAGUUCGCUUAUACUGGCGAUCGAUUCUUAGCGAUGAGGCAAACGGAGCGAACAGGAGAAUGCAAACUAAUUGGCGUUCUCGUCGCCAAUAAGAUCUUUCCCUGGGAGCCGAGGGAGAUGGAGGAAUGGGGUGAUGCCACCCCCUCGGUGCCAGAGCGGAACCGCAUGUACUUCUACUCCCACUGUUACAACAAGUCCAACUUGUGGAAGAAAUACAAUGUGGAUUAUAUUUACGAGAUCGAGGUGUUAACAACAACUUUAGAUGUGACGAGUCAGGGUGUAGCGACGUUGUUAUUGAAGUACGCCCUUAAGGAAGCCCUGCUGUUGCGGCACCCGCUCAUACAGCUCAUCUGUACUAAUUCUUACGUUGAAAGAGUAUGUGAGCGCUGCGGAAUGACGAAGGAGUGGUCGAUGAAAUACGCCGACUUUGUGGACAGCUUCGGUCAGAGCAUAUUCUACCCUCGCGCCCCUCAUCUUGACUGCACUAUUUACAUUAAGAAGUUUGACCAGAAGGAAGCGGCCGCUUUGCCGUGCUUACCAGAAGUAUGGUAAAGGAAGUCGAAAAUAGCGAGCGAAUCUACCAUCAUCGCUCACACUGUUUACACACCUCACACAUCGGUGGACCUUAUGUAUUUCGUUAAGGUCCACCAAUGUACAGCAGUUAGGAGUGUUUCUAUUUGUACCAGCUCGUCGAAGGCUGGUCUUCUUGCGUGAGGAAGAUUUGAGGCGCCAUUUUGUUUCUUCAUUCUCGUUUGACGUUAUGAUGUGUUCAGUUCAGUGAUAAUGACGAUGAGUAUUUUUUUCAAAUAAGGAAUAUAUAUAAAAAAAUAUAUUGUAUUGGCUU